AUGUCCUCGUCAGUACUCUCCGAUGCCUUUAGAACUCAUCCUCUCAAUCUCAAUCACAAAGUUGUAGACCUGAGCUCAGUUGAGAUAUUACCCGACUCCCAUGCAUGGACGUCGGAAGCAAACAAGUACAGCUCCUCUUGCGGAGGCGAUAUAUCUAGACUCGAAUCAAUUCCUAUAAUUAACCUGAAGGAUGAAAACGCCAUGGAGCUCAUCAGGCUCGCAUGCACGACUUGGGGCGUUUUCCAAAUCGUUAACCACAAUGUACCCAAGAAUUUGGUUGAUGAAGUGGAGUUGGCAGGGGAGAAACUUUUCUCCCUCCCCAUGGAUCGGAAGCUCAUGGCAGAGCGUACCCCUAACGGCGUGUCAGGGUAUGGGAUGGCGCGCAUCUCUUCUUUCUUUUCAAAGAGCAUGUGGUCUGAGGGCUUCACUAUUGUUGGAUCACCGCUUGAACAUGCUGCCAAACUGUGGCCCCAUGACUACCAUAACUUCUGUAAUACGAUUGAAGAAUACCAAAAGGAGAUGAAAAACCUAGCAAGCCGCCUUAUGGGGCUCAUACUCGGGUCAUUAGGCGUAACUGAAGAUGAUGUAAAGUGGGUCGAACCAAAAGGCGAACUGAAAGAGAGAGGUGCAGCUCUACAACUCAACUCAUACCCACCGUGCCCGGAUCCUGAUAAGGCCAUGGGCAUGGCGGCACACACAGACUCCACCAUCCUGAACAUUCUGCAUCAAAGCAACACCAGUGGCCUACAGGUGUUCCGAGGAGACGGCAUUGGGUGGGUUACGUUGCAACCUCACCCGGGAGCCCUCAUAGUCGUGAUAGGAGACCUCAUGCACAUAUUGUCAAACGGGUCAUACUUGAACGCGCUCCAUCGGGCAGUUGUGAACCAGACCCAACACCGAUUGUCUGUAGUCUAUCUCCAUGGACCACCAUCAAGUGUCAAAAUGGGCCCACUUCCACAACUAGUGGACAGCAACCACCCUCCUCUCUACAGGCCCAUUACUUGGAAUGAAUAUUUGGGCAUCAAGGCCCAAUAUUUCGACAAGGCACUCACAACAAUAAGCCUAGCAAAUGGAUUUAUGAAUGCCGAUGAUGAUGAUAGUGUGAAA
Messenger RNA from Sesamum indicum (sesame), 1107 nucleotides. The record is from RefSeq and is a predicted model, not a curated record. Lineage: Eukaryota; Viridiplantae; Streptophyta; Magnoliopsida; Lamiales; Pedaliaceae.